ACGGCAGAUCGGGGCGGGGGGCUCCCCCGGGCUGUCCCUCGGCAGGUGAGCGCGGAGCCCCCGGGCCGGGGCCGGGGCGGGGGGUGGGACCAGCCCGGCGAUAAAACGGCGGCGCGGGCGGGACGGGGCGGACGGAGGGAGCGGAGCCGCGGCGGGGCCGGUGCCGAGGGAGCGGCGGAUCCCUCGAACCGCUCGUUCCCCCCUCGCUCCCCUCCCUGCGCCCCCCAGGCCGGCAGCCGCGAUGCCCAACUUCUCCGGGAACUGGAAGAUGAAGAGCUCGGAGAAUUUCGAGGAGCUGCUGAAGGCGCUGGGAGUGAACGUGAUGCUGAGGAAGAUCGCGGUGGCGGCGGCGGCCAAGCCGGCCGUGGAGAUCCGGCAGGACGGGGAGAGCUUCUACAUCCGCACCUCGACCCCCGUGCGCACCACCGAGAUCCGCUUCAGGGUGGGCGAGGAGUUCGAGGAGCAGACGGUGGACGGGCGGCCCUGCAAGACCAUGACGGCCGAUGACGUUGUCUGCACCAGGGUCUACAUUCGGGAGUGA
Messenger RNA from Passer montanus (Eurasian tree sparrow), 541 nucleotides. RefSeq names its product cellular retinoic acid binding protein 2 (gene CRABP2). Lineage: Eukaryota; Metazoa; Chordata; Aves; Passeriformes; Passeridae. The coding region runs from base 242 to 541 and encodes 99 amino acids. Gene Ontology annotation, molecular function: fatty acid binding. The transcript has 3 exons. Gene Ontology annotation, biological process: fatty acid transport. The record is from RefSeq and is a predicted model, not a curated record. Gene Ontology annotation, cellular component: cytosol; nucleus.